Macroventuria anomochaeta is the source of this 1416-nucleotide messenger RNA. RefSeq lists its product as uncharacterized. The record is from RefSeq and is a predicted model, not a curated record. The coding region runs from base 1 to 1416 and encodes 471 amino acids. Gene Ontology annotation, cellular component: COP9 signalosome. Lineage: Eukaryota; Fungi; Ascomycota; Dothideomycetes; Pleosporales; Didymellaceae. The transcript has 4 exons.
AUGGCGUCCAAUAUUGAGCAGUCACUGUUCUUCCAGCAGCGGAGAUCCAAGGACGAAUUGAUUGUGAAGGACCCUCCCAAGUUCGAUCUCGAAUCAUACAUCGCCAACUAUGCUGGCCACACACGAAUCGACCGACUCCAUCACAUUGGCUCCCACUCGCCGUACCUCGCUCUCGAUGCAUACCGCCUGGCGAUCACGGAGGCGAAGAAAGGCAAGAACGUCAACCUCUACUUGCAACUGGUGGAGGAGCUGAGUGGGGUUGCGCCUCAAGACCCUGCAGCGAUGACGGACACAACAUGGGCAGAGAAGAAGGCACAGGAGACGCAGCGCGAGCAGGACAGGCUGGAACACGAGCUGAAAUCGUACAAGAACAACUUGAUCAAGGAGUCCAUUAGGAUGGGCAACGAAGAUCUUGGCCACUUCUUCUACGAUAUCGGCGACUACAGCAACUCGCACAAGUCCUACAUGAAGAUGCGCGAAAGCUGCACCUCGAACAAGCACCUUGCCGAUAUGACCCUCCGUCUCGUAUACGUCAGCGUCGCGCAGAAGUCAUGGUUGACCGUACAGUCCAACUUGGCCAAGGUGGACGCAGCACAACUGAAGGGCGAGGAUAAGACCAAGCUCGAACCCAUCGUGUCAGCUUGCACAGGUCUCGCUCACAUGUGCAUUGGCAACUUUAAGGAAGCUGCAACAAACUUUCUGGGCACAUCACCUGCCUUCUUGACGACCGAACCUGCUGCUGGCAUCACAUGGCAGAAGGAGGUGCUCUCUGGCAACGACGUGGCAGUCUACGGCGGUCUUUGUGCGCUCGCAUCGAUGGACCGUAGCGAAUUGCAGGCGAAAGUGCUCGGCAACAGCGAAUUCAGGAAUUUCCUCGAGCUUGAACCCCACAUCCGCCAGGCCAUCAGCCUCUUCUGCAACUCCAAGUACAGCGCAUGUCUUGACGUGCUCGAAGGCUACCGCAGCGACUAUCUCCUUGAUGUGUACCUGUCAAAGGUGCUGGGUACCAUCUACGGUCGCAUCCGAACUAAGAGCAUUGUCCAGUACUUCAUCCCCUUCAGCUGCGUCACACUCGACGAGAUGUCGUCCAAGUUCCCCGCUGCAGCAGGCAUUACGAUCAAGGAAGAGCUGGAGCAGAUGAUCAACGAUAAGACUCUUGAAGCACGGCUAGACCUCGUCGACCGACUCCUCAUCUCGCCACCAACAAACCCGCGUCACGAUGUCCACGCCGAUGCCCUCAAGAUGGCCGAGACAUACGACCACACGCUCAGACUGCGCCUGACGCGCCUGAACAUGCAGGCAGCUGGUAUGGAGAUCAAGGCAGAGAAGGGUUCGAGCGAGAAGAUGAACGCUGGCAUGAGCGAGCGUAUCGGCGAAGGUCUGAAGGGACUGGGCUCAAAGAUGAGUUUCUCAUAG